Messenger RNA from Prorocentrum cordatum, 1956 nucleotides. NCBI's taxonomy places the organism in Eukaryota, Dinophyceae, Prorocentrales, Prorocentraceae. The record is from the annotation of a GenBank genome assembly.
GCCGCAGUGGUGAGCUACCUGUCGAACGCCCACUGGCCGCAGACUCGCCUUUUUGCGUCUGGCGAGCGGGGCCACUCUCGCUGCUGCGCCUGCGGCGAGGCGCGUGGCAGCCUCUGGCACAGGCUUUUCGAGUGCCAAGCCCUGGCCGCAGAGAGGAGGGACUCGCUGCCCGCCCGCCUUCUGCGCUGCGCCACCCGGGUGAGGCAGCGAGGUGAGGAGGCAGGGGAGUGCUUCUCCAGGUGCUGGCUGCCGCAGCCCCCGCAAACGGCCUGGAGGUCGGACGCGAUGGCAGUCAUGUGGGUGGACAGGCCUGCCGACGGGCUGCUAGGCGGCCGCCUCUACCUCGACGGCUCGGCGCUCGACCCUGAGUUCGAGUGCAUCCGCAGGGCUGGCUGGAGCAUCGUGCAGUGCGACGAGUACGGCAACAUGCAGGCGGCGGUGUACGGCACGGUCCGCCUCGACCUGUGCCCCUUCCAGACGGCGAAGGACGGCGAGGACUUCGCGUUCUGGAUGCUGAGCCGCUACCUCGGGCCUUCGAUCAUCGAGCUCAACAUCGACUGUGCGUCCACGGCCAGCUGCUUGAAGCUCGGCAGGAAGUAUACGACGGCGGCCAACAAGCCUAAUGCGCACCUGUGGCCGGCCGUCUACGCCUCACUUGACGUGGACUCGCUCAAGGUGAACAAGGUGGCGGCCCACUGCACCGAGAUCGAUGUUCGCGAGGGCAGGAUCUCGGAGGCGCAGUGGCGUGGGAACGCCCACGCCGGCAGGCUGGCGAAGGCGGGGGCGGCCCUCCACAGGGUCAGCGCGGCUGCCAGGCGCGAAUUCUUCGGCACGAUUGAGGUCGUGAGAGAGCUCUCCAGGUGGAUCGCGCAGGCCUCGAUCGUCUGGCAGGGCAGGGCCUCCAAGGACUGCGAGGGCCUCCCUGAGGGCGACGAGCGAAGGACUGCUGUCACCUUCGCGGUCCCGCUGGAGGAGCGUGCUGACGGCCUGCUGGCGGCCCCCGCGAGCGGUUCGCGUGCCGCGCCCGCCGCCGUGGAGGCCCGCGGGGAGCAGGCAGGCAGCCGCCCCGCCGCUGAUGGCGCCUGGGCCUCGGCGGCGCGCGACGGCGGAGUGGCGCUGGGCGCCCUGGUCUUCGCCUUCGCGGGGCACACCCUCGCGUACGCCAGGUGCGGUGAGGACGGCGCUGAGCAGGAUAUCAUCGCGUGCACCAAGUGCGGAGCGUAUGCGAGGCUAGGCGGGCGCUCUGGCUCGCAGCCCAAGCUGAAGGAGCGUUGUCCUGGUGCAACGGGCCUCCCCAAGUCGCUGCGGGACCAGAAGUCGCGGUGGGAGCGUGGCCUCCACCCUGGGGGCACGCCGCACGUCCGCAACACGCGGACGAAGGGGGCGGGCCCCCCCCGCCUUCGCAAGGAGGCCGAGGUGCCGCAUGACGCCAGGGUGCGCUUCCUGAAGUGGCUCGGAGUCCAGCCUGAUGCCCCAGCAGGCGAAGAGCGCUCCGCCUCGGUGGCUGGCGCUGCUGGGGGCGGCGCUGGCGGUGCGGCCUCUUCCUCGACAGAGGCGCCUGUUGCGGCUGGAGGUGCCGCGGCGGGUGCGGGAUCGCGGCAGGCCUGGCUGGGAGCCUACGGCCUCGAUGAGGAGAGCCUUCAGAGCUGGGCUGCGGAGGCCGAGGAGGCCCGAGCUGAGCGUCAGAGCAGGAAGCGGCGCAGAGAUGACGGAGAUGGAGGUGAUUGAGUCCUCGCUGGCCCCAGCCUUGGGGCGCUCGGACCGCGCGAACGCGCGUGUGCCGAGCUUUCGCUGCUCCUGGCUGUGGAGCGCCAGCCUGCCUCUCCUCCUGUCCUCCCUCUGCGUUCUCCUCCUGUCCUCCCUCUGCGUGUGGGACCCCUGGUGGCCGCGGGCCUCGGCGCGUGGGCGUGAAGUUUCUUGCGCCUCGCCUGCCUCGCCCUGCCGCCUGGGGCAGUG